AUGGCAAUCUUUGGCAUGAUGACAAUGAGAAAUUUUCGACGAUCUCGAGUUCAACCAACCACAAAUCAAAAUAACAUCACUGCAUUAUCAUCGAAAGAUCGUCAAUUAGCCAUUAUGUUAUUAUUUGAAAUUCUUAUUGCUGUUGUCUUCUCAUCGAUAGGAUCAAUCCUUUAUGUUUACACACAAAGAAUUCCAAAUGAAAGAAAAACUCUGGAACAACAGGCAUUGGAUUAUUUUCUUCUAGAUUUCGGUUUAAAUCUCGUAUUUAUACAAGCUUCUCUAAGUUGUUAUUCAAAUUUUAUCGUUUCAAAAACAUUUCGCAAAAAUAUUCAAAAACUUGUUUGGAAAAUAAUGCCUCGUAUUUGUCGUCGAAAGUUGACGAAUCACGGACCAAAUAUGUCAUCAAAUAAUUUAAAUAUCCCUGCUACGGCUAUAACAGUUCGGCCACGCACAGUUAUUAUACAGUAA
Molecule: messenger RNA, 468 nt
Organism: Rotaria sordida
Lineage: Eukaryota; Metazoa; Rotifera; Eurotatoria; Philodinida; Philodinidae
Source: the annotation of a GenBank genome assembly